AUGCUACUGCGCUUCCUGUCUGCGACAGGCGCCCUCUGCCUAAGCAGCUGUGCUGCCCUCUCGCUCCCUCCCUCUCCCUCCUCCCCAACCCCGGACAUCGACCUCGACGUCGUCCCCCAACCCCCAACCAGCCACAUCCUCUCCCACUUCCGCCAGAUCAAAGUCCCCUGCGCCGAAUGCUCGUUUACCGAUUCCUGCGACGGCAGUAGCGGCAGCAAUAGCUACCUAACCCUCUCCUUCACAACCGAAAACACCACCCUGCUCGCAAACGAUGACCCCAUCUUCCCGUCCACCGUGCCCAUGCAAUUCCACGCCCUGCGCCACUGGGCCGCCGGCCAACAGGCCGUGCUCCUCGCCUACGCCCUGGACGCGCGCCCGCUGCCGCCCACCCCCGGCGCCCUCCUCGGCGACAUCUUCCUGCUCAAGCUGAAGCUGUUCGAUCUGCACGGCCGUCCGGCCUCCGACCACCUCGUCUCCAUCAGUCUGGCCAAAGACACCGCCGGCGACCUGCUCAUUUCCGACAUCGAGUCGGUGCCGUUCCAUGGCCGCGGGGGCGGCGGACACCGCCGGCCGCGGCCGUCGUGGCUCGCCCGGCUGGGCGAGAGUCUCGAGGCGGUUAAAUCCGCCGCGCAGAGCUGCUGGGAGGAUGCCCCUCCUGCUGCGGGCAACGACAGAGCCACUGGUACUGCGCAUGGCGCCGUCAUGGACGCCCACCGCACCAUGGCGCCGAACCCGAAUCCCCACCGACCGGGCGGAUAUCGGCCGCCGUACUGGAUGGGCCGGGGCGGCAGCGGCAACGGGGCGAAGAUGCUGCAGCCGGUGGUGCUGCCGGCGUUGCUGGGGGUGAUUGCCGGGAUUGUGGCGUGUUUGACGGGGUUUAUCGUUGGGCGGACGGUGAUUGCGGUGUAUUACUGUUUCCGUGGGGCGGGCAGACGGCGUGGAGGUGAACGCGCUGUUGUGCCGGCUGACGGGGUGGCGGAUGAGAAGGAGAGGUUGAUGGAGGAGAUGGAUGAUGAGUCGAGGUAA
Messenger RNA from Aspergillus terreus NIH2624, 1026 nucleotides. RefSeq lists its product as uncharacterized. The record is from RefSeq and is a predicted model, not a curated record. The transcript has 2 exons. The coding region runs from base 1 to 1026 and encodes 341 amino acids. NCBI's taxonomy places the organism in Eukaryota, Fungi, Ascomycota, Eurotiomycetes, Eurotiales, Aspergillaceae.